GCUGUCAUUUGCUCUCUGACUCUCAGAGAGGGAGGUACGCUUUCCUGGAGCUCCUGGUGACAGAACAGGUGUUUGCUGUCUGGACCUGGCUGCUGAUCCUGAGCCUGCUGAGAGAUCUUAACGAUCUCCAGGAGCAACAUGGGGCCUACCCUAGCGGUUCCCACCCCGUAUGGCUGUAUUGGCUGUAAGCUACCCCAGCCAGACUACCCACCGGCUCUAAUCAUCUUUAUGUUCUGCGUGAUGGUUAUCACCAUCGUUGUAGACCUAAUCGGCAACUCCAUGGUCAUUUUGGCUGUGACGAAGAACAAGAAGCUCCGGAAUUCUGGCAACAUCUUCGUGGUCAGUCUCUCUGUGGCGGAUAUGCUGGUGGCCAUCUACCCAUACCCUUUGAUGCUGCAUGCCAUGUCCAUUGGGGGCUGGGAUCUGAGCCAGUUACAGUGCCAGCUGGUCGGGUUCAUCACAGGGCUGAGUGUGGUUGGCUCCAUCUUUAACAUCGUGGCAAUCGCCAUCAACCGUUACUGCUACAUCUGCCACAGCCUUCAGUAUGAGCGGAUCUUCAGUGUGCGCAAUACCUGCAUCUACCUGGUCGUCACCUGGAUCAUGACCGUCCUGGCUGUCCUGCCAAACAUGUACAUUGGCACCAUCGAGUACGAUCCUCGCACCUACACCUGCAUCUUCAACUAUCUGAACAACCCUGUCUUCACUGUGACCAUCGUCUGCAUCCACUUCGUCCUCCCUCUCCUCGUCGUGGGUUUCUGCUACGUGAGGAUCUGGACCAAAGUGCUGGCGGCCCGUGACCCUGCAGGGCAGAAUCCUGGCAACCAACUUGCUGAGGUUCGCAAUUUUCUAACCAUGUUUGUGAUCUUCCUCCUCUUUGCAGUGUGCUGGUGCCCUAUCAACGUGCUCACUGUCUUGGUGGCUGUCAGUCCGAAGGAGAUGGCAGGCAAGAUCCCCAACUGGCUUUAUCUUGCAGCCUACUUCAUAGCCUACUUCAACAGCUGCCUCAACGCUGUGAUCUACGGGCUCCUCAAUGAGAAUUUCCGAAGAGAAUACUGGACCAUCUUCCAUGCUAUGCGGCACCCUAUCAUAUUCUUCUCCGGCCUCAUCAGUGAUAUUCGUGAGAUGCAGGAGGCCCGUACCCUGGCCCGCGCCCGUGCCCAUGCUCACGACCAAGCUCGUGAACAAGCCCUUGAACAAGACCAUGCCCAUGCCUGUCCUGCUGUGGAGGAAACCCCGAUGAAUGUCCGGAAUGUUCCAUUACCUGGUGAUGCUGCAGCUGGCCACCCCGACCAUGCCUCUGGCCAUCCUAAGCCCCAUUCCAGAUCCUCCUCUGCCUAUCGCAAAUCUGCCUCUACCCACCACAAGUCUGUCUUUAGCCACUCCAAUGCUGCCUCCGUUCACCUCAAGCCUGUCUCUGGCCACUCCAAGCCUGCCUCUGGUCACCCCAAGUCUGCCACUGUCUACCCUAAGCCUGCCUCUGUCCAUUUCAAGGCUGACUCUGUCCAUUUCAAGCCUGCCUCUGUCCAUUUCAAGGGUGACUCUGUCCGUUUCAAGCCUGACUCUGUUCAUUUCAAGCCUGCUUCCAGCAACCCCAAGCCCAUCACUGGCCACCAUGUCUCUGCUGGCAGCCACUCCAAGUCUGCCUUCAGUGCUGCCACCAGCCACCCUAAACCCACCACUGGCCACAUCAAGCCAGCUACCAGCCAUGCUGAGCCCACCACUGCUAACUAUCCCAAGCCUGCCACCACCAGCCACCCUGAGCCCGCUGCUGCUGACCACCCUGAGCUCUCUGCCUCCCACUGCCCCGAGAUCCCUGCCAUUGCCCACCCUGAGUCUAACGACAGUGACCUCCCUGAGUCGGCCUCUAGCCCUGCCGCUGGACCCACCAAGCCUGCUGCCAGCCAGCUGGAGCCUGACACCAUCGCUGACCUUCCUGACCCUACUGUAGUCAUGACCAAUACCAAUGAUUACCAUGAUGUUGUGGUUAUUGAUGUUGAAGAUGAUCCUGAUGAAAUGGCUGUGUGAAAAAUGCUCUCGUAGGUGGCCAGGCAGU
Symphalangus syndactylus (siamang) is the source of this 2053-nucleotide messenger RNA. RefSeq names its product G protein-coupled receptor 50 (gene GPR50). Lineage: Eukaryota; Metazoa; Chordata; Mammalia; Primates; Hylobatidae. The record is from RefSeq and is a predicted model, not a curated record. Gene Ontology annotation, molecular function: melatonin receptor activity. Gene Ontology annotation, biological process: G protein-coupled receptor signaling pathway. Gene Ontology annotation, cellular component: plasma membrane.